Molecule: messenger RNA, 2253 nt
Organism: Chanos chanos (milkfish)
Lineage: Eukaryota; Metazoa; Chordata; Actinopteri; Gonorynchiformes; Chanidae
Gene: large2
Product: LARGE xylosyl- and glucuronyltransferase 2
Exons: 14
Coding region: 1-2253 (750 amino acids)
Biological process (GO): protein O-linked glycosylation via mannose
Cellular component (GO): Golgi apparatus
Molecular function (GO): xylosyltransferase activity; glucuronosyltransferase activity
Source: RefSeq, a predicted model, not a curated record
AUGCACUGCCCAUGUCGAGGGAGGCUGAAGCUCCUGGUGGUGUCACUGUCUUUUGUCAUUUUGCUGACAUGGCUGUACCUGCUGGUGGGCAAUCUGGAAAAUGGGCGCUCUCUUCUACUCUCUCCCUGUCUGGUGGAGUCAACAGAUGCUCGAUUACUGGAGCGGGAGGUUCUCGAGUCACGGGUGCGAGAGGUGGAGGAGGAGAACCGGCAGAUCCGUUUGCAACUCAGUCAGUCACAAGGUGUGGCUGCGCAGCCCCAGGAGGGUAACUAUGGUAACCAGCAGUGGGUGGCAUCCGCAGAUACGGGUCCAGAGGAUGUAGAAAACACAGCAGAGGAGCGUUCCAAUCAAAGUGAAUGUGCCCGGUCACCAACUGCAGAGAAAUGUGAGCUUAUUCAUGUGGCAUGUGUGUGUGCGGGUCAUAACGCCAGCCGUGAUGUGGUCACACUAGUCAAGUCUAUCCUGUUCCAUAGGAGAAACCCCUUGCACUUCCACUUUAUCACUGACACAGUCGCCAACCAGAUUCUCAGUACUUUGUUCCAGUCAUGGAUGGUCCCCUCUGUGCAGGUCAGCUUCUAUGACGCAGAUGAACUCAAGUCAGAGGUGUCAUGGAUACCCAACAAACACUAUUCAGGAAUUUAUGGCCUGAUGAAACUCACCCUUACCAAAGCUUUGCCCUCUGACCUGUCAAAGGUUAUUGUCCUGGAUACAGACAUUACUUUUGCCACAGACAUUGCUGAGCUGUGGGCUAUCUUUAAGAAGUUCACAGAGAAACAGGUGAUUGGGCUUGUGGAGAACCAGAGUGACUGGUAUCUAGGUAACCUGUGGAAAAACCAUAAACCUUGGCCAGCUCUUGGGCGGGGCUUCAAUACUGGGGUUAUCUUGCUCUACUUGGAGCGGCUGCGCAGGAUUGGUUGGGAGCAGAUGUGGAGACUAACGGCUGAAAGGGAGCUGAUGAGCAUGUUGUCCACGUCACUAGCUGAUCAGGACAUCUUCAAUGCUUUCAUCAAACAGAACCCAGUUCUGGUACAUCAGCUACCCUGCUUCUGGAAUGUUCAGUUGUCUGACCACACACGUUCUGAGCAAUGCUAUACUGAGGUGUCAGACCUUAAGGUGAUCCACUGGAACUCCCCUAAGAAGCUACGAGUUAAAAAUAAGCAUGUGGAAUUUUUCCGCAAUCUUUAUUUGACCUUCUUAGAGUAUGAUGGAAAUCUUCUCCGCCGGGAACUCUUUGGCUGUCCGAGCCAGGCCAGCUCCGAGAGCACUCGGCUUCAGGAAGCGCUGGAGGCCCUGGAUGAGGAUGACCAGUGCUAUGAUUUCAGACGGGAGCGAAUCAUGGUGCACCGUGUUCACCUGUACUUCUUGCAGUAUGAGUACACGCCCACUAUGGACAACACUGAUGUUACAUUGGUAGCUCAGCUCUCCAUGGACAGACUGCAGAUGCUGGAGGCUAUCUGUAAACACUGGGAGGGUCCCAUCAGUUUGGCCCUGUAUAUGUCUGAUGCUGAGGCUCAGCAGUUCCUGCGCUAUGCUCAAGCCUCUGAGGUCCUCAAGAACCGUAAGAAUGUGGGCUACCACAUUGUUUACAAAGAAGGCCAAUUCUAUCCAGUGAACCUGGUUCGCAAUGUGGCCCUUCGCAAUGUCAACACACCUUAUGUGUUUCUGACCGAUGUAGACUUCCUGCCUAUGUAUGGCCUCUACGAUUACCUCAGAAAAUCCAUUGUCCAGUUGGACAUGGCUAACAGUAAGAAAGCCCUGGUGGUUCCAGCCUUCGAGACACUGCGAUACCGCCUCUCCUUUCCAAAAUCCAAAGCUGAGCUACUCUCCAUGCUGGACAUGGGGACUCUCUACACCUUCAGGUACCAUGUUUGGACCAAGGGUCAUGCCCCAACCAAUUAUGCCAAAUGGAGGACAGCUACUACACCCUAUAAGGUUGAGUGGGAGGCGGACUUUGAGCCGUAUGUUGUAGUCCGACGAGACUGUCCUGAGUAUGAUCAGAGAUUUGUAGGCUUUGGCUGGAACAAAGUGUCUCACAUCAUGGAGCUUGAUGCACAGGAAUAUGAUCUGAUGGUUCUCCCUAAUGCCUUCAUGAUCCACAUGCCUCAUGCACCUAGCUUUGACAUCUCCAAAUUCCGUUCCAGUCCAAGUUACCGGUACUGCCUGACAACUCUCAAGGAUGAGUUCCACCAAGAUCUCUCCCGGAAGUAUGGCUCUGCUGCCCUGAAGUACCUCACAGCCCAGAGGAAUAUCUAA